ACAGACGAGCCACCGAGUGGCGCCCUUGCGCCACCCACUCCCCUGGAUACGUGGACGAGACGCGCGCUGUCAUACGUGAUGAUGACGCCCAAGGAUUUGCUGUCGAUGCUCGAACACAUCGAACAAGGAACGGAAGUGCAGCAUGAGAGAGAGAGAGAGAGGAGAUGUUUUGUGUGCGAAGUUAGUUUGCUGAUGUUGAUUCACAUUAUCGUUUAAAAGGAAGAAGGUCGGCGGCGGAUUGCCGAAGGAAGCGUUUCCUUCUUUGCGAUAAACCGAGAUCAGAUAGUCCUCCUGGACUGACCCCGUCACUUUCUCCGAGAGCAGGAACUCCUCAGCCAGGAUGGAUCCAGCUUUACUGAGGGAGAGGGAGCUGUUUAAGAAAAGAGCUCUGUCCACGCCGGCGGUAGAGAAGAGGCAGGCCCCCUCCGACUCGCACAAGAAGAAGAAGCCCAAACUUGAAAAGGAGAGCUCCUCUGGGUCCAAACAUGGCGCUGAGUCUAGCAAUGGCAACUUUAACAUCAAGACGAGCUCUGGGUACAAGUUUGGCUGCCUCGCCAAGAUAGUCAAUUACAUGAAGACGAGGCAUCAGAAUGGCGAUACACACUGCCUGACCCUGGAGGAGAUCCUGGACGAAACCAAGCUUCUCGACAUCAGCAUGAAACAGAAACAGUGGCUCAUGACUGAGGCCUUGGUCAGCAACCCAAAAAUCUACGUCCGCGAUGGGACGUACGGCUUCAAGCCCAAGUACAACCUGAAGGACAAGAAGGCCCUGCUGAGGCUGCUGGACAAACACGACCAGCUGGGCCUGGGAGGAGUGCUGCUGGACGACGUGGAGGAGGGGCUGCCCAACUCGGCCAAGGCCAUCAAGGCUUUGGGGGACCAGAUCAUCUUCGUGACAAGACCAGAUAAGAAGAAGAUCCUCUUCUACAACGACAAGCACUGCCAGUUCAUAGUCGACGAAGAAUUCCAGAAAUUGUGGAGGAGUGUUCCAGUUGAUUCCAUAGAUGACGAGAAGAUUGACGAGUACCUGAAGAAACAAGGCAUCUCCUCCAUGCAAGAGACCGGACCAAAGAAAGUGUUACCAGUUAAGAGGAAGAAGCAAGGUGGGCAGAGGAAGAGACACUUCAAGACCCACAACAACCACUUGGCAGGCGUUCUGGAGGACUAUUCGGAGGGCGUUCCCGUUAAGAAGUGAGACCUCGUGGCCUCAAGAGAGGCAACAGAGGCCACAUGACAACACAAAGACUUUUUCAUGGCAGUCUGAGACUUAUUCCCCCGCCCCCUUUUCUUUGCACACCUGUCAGUGAGCAGUGGUCAUGUAUUACAUGGCGUAAACAGCAGCCGUGUUGUGGAAUAAUUUUUUGUUUGGUUAUUGAUCAGUGAUAACUGCAGAAUAAGAAAAAAAUAAAUGCAAAGGGUACAGAGACAUUUAACCAAACACCACCUUCCUUACAGGGGGCCACUGUUCCAAUGCAGAUGAGGUUUCUUCACUUUAUUUAGUUUAUUGCAGAGAGGGGUGUGCGCGCGUGUGUUUGGAAGCUUUUAUUUUGAAGGACAUCCGACCUCAUCUGACUGCAACCUCCCCCACCCCUUUUAAUAGGAGUAGCAGAAGACGUGCAGAGAUGUGCGUCCCUCAUCCAAGCAUGAACCAUCUUCCUUCUCGUGGGCUUUCAAAAGUAUUUCAAUUCCUUUCGCUUCGCAGCGCCAUGCAGCAUAGCAGUUUACAAUAAUUAAACUUUUUGGAACAUAUUUUAAUAAAUGACACUGUUACAAGAGA
Molecule: messenger RNA, 1777 nt
Organism: Cyclopterus lumpus (lumpfish)
Lineage: Eukaryota; Metazoa; Chordata; Actinopteri; Perciformes; Cyclopteridae
Gene: gtf2e2
Product: general transcription factor IIE, polypeptide 2, beta
Exons: 8
Coding region: 341-1195 (284 amino acids)
Biological process (GO): transcription initiation at RNA polymerase II promoter
Cellular component (GO): transcription factor TFIIE complex
Source: RefSeq, a predicted model, not a curated record